Messenger RNA from Pararge aegeria (speckled wood butterfly), 1806 nucleotides. Its product is annotated as glucose dehydrogenase [FAD, quinone]-like. The transcript is spliced from 4 exons. Lineage: Eukaryota; Metazoa; Arthropoda; Insecta; Lepidoptera; Nymphalidae. Gene Ontology annotation, molecular function: ecdysone oxidase activity; flavin adenine dinucleotide binding. Bases 61 to 1806 code for a protein of 581 amino acids. The record is from RefSeq and is a predicted model, not a curated record.
AUCACACUUCAUCAGAGACGAGUCUCAAGAACAAGGCGAAGAUCGUAGAAACUAUCAACCAUGGACGUGACGGCGAUGAUAGCAACUGCCAAGUCCACCAGGGGCCUCUUCCUGGCGUUGACUGCAUUGGGCCUGAGUACUUACAAGUGGCCGACCCACGUCCCUGUAGAAGAUAAAGCUGAAUACGACUACGUGGUCGUGGGAGCCGGUACAGCGGGCAGUAUUGUUGCUAAUCGGCUUAGCGAGGACCCAAAUGUCAAUGUUCUACUCAUAGAGGCCGGAGGUGACCCUCAUUGGGAGGCUGAGUAUGCCAGUUUGUUCCCUUACCUGACAAAAUCGCAAAUGGACUGGAACUACACCUCAGUCGACGAUGGCUACUCCGCUCAAUACCACCGGAAUAAAUACUUAGACCUGCCUUCAGGAAAAGUUUUGGGGGGAAGCAGCACAUUGCAUCACUUUUACUAUGUGAGAGGCGAUCCUUACGAUUAUAAACUAUGGGCAGAUGCUACCGGGGAUGAAUCAUGGAAUUGGUGGAACCUUCUCCCAUUCUUCAAGAAAAGUGAACGCCUUGUAGACCCUGAAAUCAUUAAUUCGGAAACUGCAUCUUUCCAUGGAAUGGACGGUGCAGUUGCCAUAACAAGGGAGACUAGAAAUCAACCACUUAAAUACUUGGAGGCUUUUGGCGAUGUGGGACACAAAAUCAUGGUUGAUAUGAACACUAAUGACACUUUGGGCUUCGCUCAUGCCUUGUUCACCAUUGACGAAAACGGUAUUCGGCAAAGCAGUGCGGAGUGCUAUUUAGCAACCGCUAAACACCGACCGAAUCUUCACAUAAUGAAAAAUACAAUGGUCACAAAAGUUCUCUUUGACGGUAUAAAUGCUAUUGGGGUUGAGGCCACUUCAUCUGAAAAACUCAUAAAUAUUUACGCUAAAAGGGAAGUCAUAUUAUCAGCAGGGGCUUUCAAUACGCCAAAGAUAUUGAUGUUAUCCGGAGUAGGACCACAAGAUCAUCUUGAUAGUUUGAAUAUACCAGUUGUUAAAGAUUUACCGGUAGGUAAAACACUGCAAGAUCAUGCUGCCGUCAUUGUUGCUCAUAAAUUAGAACAAACUAGUGAUCCUGUUGAAACCCAACCACCGUGGAACUUCCCAGUGCCGACAUUUGUCGGCUCAGGUGCAUUAGACAAAGAACAGGGCUACUCUGAUUGGGUGACAUUGAACUUAAUAUGUAGGAAUAAUCCAGCUGCUCUUUUACAAUUAUCUUCCGUCGUUUUUGGCUUACACGAUGACGUUUGUAAUCAGCUCGCUGCUGCUGGGACAGAAAGCGAAGUUCUUUUCACGGUUAUGAAUAAAGCUCGUCCAUUGUCGUAUGGUAAUGUUGCGUUACAAAGUUCGGAUCCUGAGGACCCACCAGUAAUUACUACAGGCCAUUUUUCAAACAGUGUUGAUUUGGAGAACAACGCAGCGUACAUAUUAGAUUACAUCAAAGUAAAAGAAUCGAGCUUUUUCAAAAGCGUUGGUGCUGAGACGAUUUACUUUGAUUUGCCAAAAUGUAAUAGUUUGGACCGUGACUCGAUCGAGUACUGGAAGUGCUAUACACUCCACAUGAUGGACACUACCUUCCACUACAGCAGCUCUUGUCGCAUGGGAUCUGUUCUAGACUCCCGGCUGAGAGUUCUUGGAAUCAACAACUUGAGAGUGGGAGACGCUAGCGCAAUGCCUAAUCAAGUUACUGGCAAUAUUAAUACAGCUGUCAUGGUAAUAGCAGAAAAACUGGCAGAUAUGAUUAUAAAAGAUAAUAGCGAAUAA